Messenger RNA from Calidris pugnax (ruff), 6272 nucleotides. RefSeq names its product cytochrome P450 20A1. The record is from RefSeq and is a predicted model, not a curated record. Gene Ontology annotation, molecular function: oxidoreductase activity, acting on paired donors, with incorporation or reduction of molecular oxygen; iron ion binding; heme binding. The transcript has 13 exons. Bases 55 to 1446 code for a protein of 463 amino acids. NCBI's taxonomy places the organism in Eukaryota, Metazoa, Chordata, Aves, Charadriiformes, Scolopacidae. Gene Ontology annotation, cellular component: membrane.
GCCCGCGGGGUGGGGCCCAGCUGCCGCCGCCGCUCCCGCCGCCCCGGCCCGGCCAUGCUGGACUUCGCCAUCUUUGCCGUUACUUUCCUGCUCAUCCUGGUGGGCGCCGUGCUCUACCUCUACCCGGCAUCUAGGCAAGCGUCAGGUAUUCCUGGGCUGGCUCCAACUGAUGAAAAGGACGGCAACCUACCAGAUAUCAUUGCCAGCAGCAGUCUGCAUGAGUUCCUGGUGAAUCUUCAUGAGAAAUAUGGCCCACUGGUCUCUUUCUGGUUUGGAAGGCGUCUUGUUGUCAGCCUUGGCUCAAUUGAUCUCCUGAAACAACAUGUUAACCCCAACCGGUUGUUGGAUCCCUUUGAGACCAUGCUAAAGUCCCUCUUGAGGUACCAGUCCAGCCUGAAUGGGGAUACAGGAGAGAGCCACAGAAGGAGAAAGCUGUAUGAAAAUGGUGUGACCAAGUCCUUGCAAAGUAACCUUGCUCUCAUCCAGAAGCUGUCAGAAGAGUUGCUGGCCAAAUGGCUCUCCCUCCCUGAGGCACAACAUGUGCCACUCUGCCAGCACAUGCUGGGCUUUGCCAUGAAGUCUGUCACGCAGACAGCUAUGGGCAGCAGCUUUGAAGAUGACCGGGAAGUUAUCCGAUUCCGCAGGCACCAUGAUGCAAUCUGGGCGGAGAUUGGGAAAGGUUUUUUGGAUGGGUCCCUUGACAAAAACCUGACUAGGAAGAAGCUCUACGAAGAUGCUCUGAUGGAGAUGGAAUCCACCUUAAGGAAAGUUACAAAGGAGCGCCGAGGCAGAUCAUUCAACAGGCACGUCUUUAUAGACACCUUGCUGCAGGGGAGCCUGAGUGACCAGCAGAUUCUGGAAGAUACAAUGAUUUUCUCCUUGGCAGGAUGCAUAAUCACUGCUAACUUGUGUACUUGGGCAGUCUAUUUCCUGACAACCUCAGAAGAUGUUCAGAAGAAUCUCUACAAGGAGAUGGACCAAGUUCUAGGGAAGGGACCAAUUACUCAUGAGAAAAUUGAGCAGCUCAGAUACUGUCGGCAAGUGCUGUGUGAGACGGUGCGAACAGCAAAGCUUACUCCCGUUGCUGCACAGCUGCAGGAGCUGGAGGGCAGAGUCGACCAACAUACUAUCCCCAAAGAGACACUUGUACUUUAUGCUCUUGGUGUGAUGCUGCAGGAUAGUUCAUCGUGGCCAUCACCAUACAAGUUUGACCCAGAGAGAUUCAACGAGGAAUCAGCCAUGAAAAACCUCUCCUUGUUGGGUUUUUCAGGAAGCCAGGAGUGCCCGGAGUUGAGGUUUGCCUAUAUGGUGGCCACAGUUCUGCUGAGCGUCCUGGUAAGGAAACUGCAUCUCCACCCAGUGAAAGGACAAGUCAUGGAGACAAAGUAUGAGCUGGUAACCUCGCCAAAGGAGGAAGCCUGGAUAACGGUGUCUAAGAGAAGCUAAGAGCAAGCAAAACAAGGGGCUAAAAGUGCCAGCAGUGAAUUUCUGAGCAAGGGUCUUAGGGUGAAUCACGCUGGUGCCACACUGACUCAGCCAAGGAAUUUUACAUCCAGAUUUUACCUUCCACAUUCUUAACCACAUACCUCUCUUGGGUACUUUUUCUAACUCAACUAAUAGUCAUAUUAAAGUAGAUUUAAUCUGUAUGCCUUUUUUACAUUUGCUCUUGGAUCUCUGACCAAACCAUUGCAAAGAAAGCAAAAAAACCUUGCAGUGGUGUAUGUUGGGUGCUCUCUAGUCAAAGACCAGACCUCUGGUUAAUCCAGCCCCUUUCCAACAGCAGCCAGAGCCUCUCUUAUACAGUGGAAUGCUUCUUCAUGGAUCCUAGCUAGAUAAGACCUUGGAGACACAAGGACAAAGCCUUUCUCUAUAUAUAGGUAUUUUUAUUCAAAGUGUCUUUUCUUCCCUUGAGCUAUAGCUAUAACUGUCAAGAAGAGCAGAUAUAUCUUGUGGGAAGUGUGUGUGAGAGAGAAAUAAAGUGGGGCGGGAAUUGCACCACCGGUUCUCAUGCUGUGUAAUCUUGCUAUGCUGUGGGAUUGCAAGAGAAAGAUGACUGAGAAAUGCUAGUAAACCAAGAGGAAUAAAAUUGGUGUGGCCCCUGAGAAAACAGAAACAUCAGUAAUAAUAUAAUGAAAUGGAAUAAAACCACAGAACAAAGCCCUGAGAAAGCGAUUGUCUAUACCGACAGUUCUGAGGGCAGUGUCUAAUCUAAUCAGCAUCAGAAAUUGACAGAUGCUUGCAAUUCAUUCAGCACUGGGUCAGCAUGAGACUGGUCGUGCAAAUACUGAAGAGUGCUGAUUUUAUAGGGCUCUGGAUUAGUAUUGUACUUAAUAACUUAAAAGCCUCUCAAAGAAUCCUUUUCCUCCUCCGAAACAGGUGCCAGCCAGAGCAGCAUCAUGUGCCAUGUGUUCACAUGCUUUUCCCUGCUUCCUUCUUUCUCUUUUGGACAUCAUAGGCCAGCUCCUGAAUGAUUUUUCAGAGCCCCACUGUAUGGUUGCCAAGGCAGGAACCUCUUACCCCGUCACCUCAUUGGAGUAAUUGCCAUCUGACUUCCUUUUCAGGUUGUGUUUCUCCCUUCCUGCCCCCCGCCCCCUUACAUAGGUUCACUCUUUACCUGAUCUUUAUAAUCUUUUCCCCAUAAACCUGACCUUUCUGUUAGCUCCAGUUCCUAGCCCCCUUCCCACGUAAAAGCUGCGUGGUGGUGGGUGAGGUAUGGCUCAGCCUCCAGCUGUGUGUGCCUCAGCUGCUUCUGUACACAGGUACCGAUGUCCCACUGAGCGGGCCAGGAGCGUGUGGCUCCCGUUAGAGCUACUUUCUACUGCCUCUGCAGGCAGGGCACAUUUUACGUAGGGAUACAUACCUGGUGGCUGCAGUUCCCAUUCCGGCAGGCAUUGUUCCUUUCACUUGCACCUUCCAGGUCUGGAAAUCUGCUGCUCAUAUAAAAAUGUUUUGGCUCUUGUAUUGCUGUUGAGUGCCGCCCUGAAUGCAAUCCUACCAGCUCUUAUGGGGUUAACAUCUGAUGCCAGCCUCUGUGGGCACCAGACAAAGAAAAUUCUGCUCUUGGGUUUAAUGUGUCAGCUCUGCUUUUAGUGGAGCUGUAGAGAUUCAGAUUCCCCCCAGUGCAGUUAGUGUUGGGGGAGAGGUGAGGCAGAGAUGCUGUUCUCCUGUUUUUUGUCUGCUGGGCAGAAAAAGGAGGGUUGUGCAGUUCAGCUUGCUGCCUCUCUUGCAUUGAUUUUUACAAUGAACUGCAAGAAAGCUCUUGCUAAUCUGACCUCUGUUUAACUGAAGGUUGGUCAUGUCCCCAGAUGGCAAUUCAUGUUAGGCUCUGCUUCACUGCUUAUGCAGAAAGGCCUGCUUUUUCUUGAGGGUUGCAGAUGUUUCCUAAACCUUCUGGAGAGAUCAGUGUGGUAAAGGAUUUUACUUUAAAGCAUCCCUGGUGUGCAGAGGAGGCAAAAUGGAGGCUAAGUUAUUGCCUUCUUGGGAAAAAAUGGUAGGAUAGCACUGUGCCUGGUAGGAACUGGACAAGGAAUAGCUGACUGUAAUAUAAUUGAGUGGCAAAGAUCUGCUUUUUUGUGUCAUAGGGAGUGAAGCUUUCAGGCACCAGAAAAGCUUCCCAAGUGUAAUUGUCUAGACUUAUGUUACAGUGUUUCUCUGCCUUGCUGAAGCUGUAUGGGCCAGCUGCCUUGCAACAGCUUUUCCCUAGGAAUAAACAAUGGGAGUAAUUCCAUAUAAUUUGUUAUGAAUGUUCCAUCAGCACAGGUAUCGCAUCCCGUAAGACUCCCAGUCUCGGCCAGUAACCAAGCAGGCUACAGGAGUCUGUGACUGAUACAUGAGAAGAAUGUGGCACAAGUGCUGGAGAAAGCCAAUGAUUAGGUUUUUGUUUGCUCAAAACUGCUGUCAAAAACCCAUCCUGACUCAUCAUUUAAGGAAAUGUGUUGAUCCUGGAGGGAAAGGAGGGGGGUAAGGCGCUCUCAAGCAUUUGUUACACACUGCUCAGAGUGACACUGAGGUCACAGCCACAUUGUUUGCUGAAGCCUGUAAGUUUCCAUUCCUCACUCUGUGUGUGUCCAUCAUUUCAAACAACCUGACUACCAAGAUUUAGUGCAAUGCUCAUCAACCCAGCUGCGAAUCCUUUUCUGCUGCAGCAAAUCCCCUUUUUUGUAUGGGAAUGUUCAUGGAGCAGAGCUUUCUCGUGAAGUCUUAAUCUAUUUUGAUUGGAAGCUUGAAAUACCAGUUUUGUCCCAUUUUUCCCCUCACCCCUUGUCUAAUAUACAUGGUCAGCUGGUUCUCGUUUGGCCUGGUUUCCUAAGGAAGACGUUUGUAGAGUGCAGCCCUCUCCCCCCUUAUUUUGGCUAUUUUCCCCUUUCUCUUCUCACAAGAAGUAACUUCUGAGCCCUUGAGCCAAAUCAGAUGCAUUUGACAGGGAUCGGGGUUUGAAAUCUCAACACUUAUUUUCCUGCAAAUUUUUGUGAAAAUAAAGAUGAGUGGGCGUAGGGAGUCCAUGCUAGGCAUUUCACAAGAUUGCAGGCAAAGCCAAAGCAUUGUUAGGUGCCAGCCUGGGGAAAAGCCCGAGUCAGCGCCUGCAUUUUACCAGAUAGAUAUCCAAUCUCAGGAGUCCAGUCAAUAGGGAACAGGGUUUUGUCAGUCCAGCUGCUCAGACCCACACACUAAUGACACCUCUAAGGCCCAGAGAUGCCUUCUGGCUGUAACACGUGGAUGUGGGCAAGCUUUGCAACCUGUGCAAGAAAAUGCCUUAGUCUAGGAACAAAGCCAAGAGUGGGAGGUUGCUUCUAUAAUAUAGGGAAUUAUUGCUUUUUGUGCUUCAUAUUCCUGCUUUACACCAGAAAGCUGCUUCACAAAUUCCACAGGAUAGCUUUGAAAAGCAUACUGAAAAGCUGUCAUUUCAUUCCUUGGACUCUUACUGUAGAACAAGCUUUUACAGAGAGCUACAAACUCAUGAAAGGUAGGAGGCUAAAUAUAUCUCUGUGGCUAUGCAACCUGCUGCUCUCAGAAGCAGGCAGCCAGUACAGGUGCCAGGAGCAGCCAGGUCAUUGCUAAUUGAUUGUCAUGUCUGUUUCUGGCUGGCACUCUUGUACUGGUGGCAACUGGUGAGACAGUUGUUAAUAUAACUUUGAGCAGAGCAAAGAGCUUACUGAGCUAGCCUCCCACUUCCUCCCAAAUAUCCAGAAAUGGUGUUGCCUCUAGAUUUCAAUUAACCUGGGCUGCAUAUAGAGCCAUUAUUGCAAAUUACUAAUAUCCUUCUCCUGUUCCUGCAGUUUAAGGAUUUGGUGGUAAAGGCUGUGGCAUGCAGCACAGAGCUGAGGGUUGCAUAUUUUAUUUUCCAUUAUUAAAUGGAAAAGAUGAUCUUGGCAACUUCUGUCAUGCUUGCUGCAAAAGUAAACAUUGGUUGUUGGGCAGAGUGGAUGUUUGCUGAUUUUAAAAUACCUUGGGCAGCUCUUGUGCCAGCUCCCCCAUUAGCUGGGCAGUUAUGUCAGCUUGGGGCUGCUGGCAACCCCACUUGGGAAAACAAUAUAUCUAUCUCAUCUGCAUAGUUUGUUCAUGAACACUUUCGUACUGCUUAACUCACAGGUAAGUAGCAUUGCCUUCUCACUCUGUCUGUCCCAGGUACUGUGCACACUUUCUUACUGACAGCAGGAGAUAUCUGUAGUCUCACCCCCCAGGAGGGCCAUAUAUGACCUUCCCAAGGCUUCUGUUAGUGCUACAGAAGGGGUUCCCUGACAUUGACCCUUGGAUACAGAUGUAUCCUGAUGAGCAAAGUGAAAUCUGCAGUUUGUUGGCUUCCAGUCUGUGCUUGGAUCCUCUUGUAGCUUUGGGGCAAAAGGAAUGGGGUAGAGUAGUACCUUCCUGAAAGCAUUUUGAGCAUGCAGGACCUCAGGCUACUUCCCUACACCUUUUAUUAAGAGUGACAGGGAAUGGGAAAAAAGGCUUCUAAUGAGAAGGAAAAAUCUUCAUCACUCGUGGGUUAUGCCACCAGGAAAUAGAACUGUUGUAAUUGCCAUGGCAGUUCUUGCUGCUUCUUUCCACUUGUCCAAAGCAGGAAUUGCUGGAAAAUAUUCCAGGCAUUUUUCUCUGGAGCCUGAGAUGUACCUAUCUUGGCAUCUCUCUCUAGUUGAGCUCAGGACUGUUUUUUACCAGUCGCUUUUAAACUAAACAAAAGGCCUGUGUGACAUCUCUUAGGAUUCAAUGCCAGGUUUUUGGCAGUAGCAGACGGGGAAGAGGAACUACCACAUGCAGAAAAAAAAAAAAAAAAA